AUGUUUGAUGGAGAGAAAGAGGAAGUCUGUGAUGUCAUGAUGAAGUAUCAAGUGGAGAGUGGGUACAAAGUAAAAACUUUGAAGACUGGUCGGAAGCGUUAUACUGUUUGUUUCCUUUUCAAAGAAGAAAAAGGAUGUAAGUCGAGGUUCCACUCAUCUUUGGCAUUCCCAAACAACCGUGAUUUUAAGUGCAAGACUUUUAUAUCGGAGCAUUCUUGUGGUUUGGCGUGCUCUGAUGCUUCAAAGCUUCGAAUGACGAAGACUUUUAUCAAGAACAUCAUAAAAGACGAUAUUAGAGUUUCAAGUAAGCAGAAAUCAUCUGCGGACAUUCAAGAUUUGUUUUUCAGAGAGUAUCAAGUUGACCUCACCUACCAUCAAGCAUAUCGUGGACUAAAAUUUUGCAAAGAAUGUAUUUGGGGAGAUGAUAUAAAGUCGUAUUCUGACUUCUUGUGGUAUGAAGAAGCUGUCAAGCGUCAUAAUCCCGGAAGUGUCAUUAAAUUUGAGUUUAAUGCUGAAAACCGACAGUUCGAGAGGUUUUUUAUUUCUUUUGAAGCUUGCAUCACAGGGUUCAACAAGUAUUUCCGUCCUAUGCUGAUAAUUGAUGCUACGUUUCUUACUGGAAAGUUCAGGGGUGGUCUUAUGGUAGCUUGUGGGAAAACUGGCAACCAAGAGAUAUUUCCACUUGCAUUUGGGCUUGUUUCUGCGGAAAAUGAUGAUAAUUGGCGCUGGUUUCUGGAAAAUUUGAAGGGAAUUGUCGAUGAUGAUCGUCCGUUGACCAUCAUAUCUGAUCGUGGAACUGGACUUUUGAACAAUGUUCUUGAGGUAUUUCCGAAUGCUUUUCACUCAUAUUGCUCGUACCAUAUGAAAGGCAAUAUUCUAGUUAGCAAGGGAAAGAGUAGACAAACUACAGUGAAGUUGUUUGAGCAAUGCUACACUGCUGUCACCAAGGAGCAAUUUUUUAAGGCAGUUUCAAGCAUGCACAAUCUGAAGUUGUUCUCUGUCAUUGAGUGGAUGAAGAAGAUCCCACUGAAGAAUUGGGUUGCUCAUGAGUUUUAA
Molecule: messenger RNA, 1056 nt
Organism: Papaver somniferum (opium poppy)
Lineage: Eukaryota; Viridiplantae; Streptophyta; Magnoliopsida; Ranunculales; Papaveraceae
Exons: 2
Coding region: 1-1056 (351 amino acids)
Source: RefSeq, a predicted model, not a curated record